Molecule: messenger RNA, 1626 nt
Organism: Solanum dulcamara
Lineage: Eukaryota; Viridiplantae; Streptophyta; Magnoliopsida; Solanales; Solanaceae
Exons: 1
Coding region: 115-1020 (301 amino acids)
Source: RefSeq, a predicted model, not a curated record
CCAAAAACAAGUCCUUCCAAAUCUCUCUUUUAUUUCUUUCUAUUAAAUAAAAAGCCAUAACUCCUCAUUUCCCUUCAGAUCCCUUUUCUUCUUCUUUUUUUUUUCCCCAGAAAAAUGAGAGACUUUGCUUCAUGCUUCAAUGAAUAUGCUGUACAAGUUUCUGAUACUUCUUGUUCUAGUUACUCAAACUCUGUUUGUAUCCCUCCUUCUUUGAUUCCUUCAGUACAAAACACAGUCAAUUGUUUGUACAAAGUCAAUUUGUCCAAUAAAAAACAAGUGUUGAUCACAAUUUCAUGGUGCAAAACAAAUGUAACACAAGGCCUAAGUGUGCACUUUGGUGAUGAUCCUUCAAAUGUCUUCAAACUCAACACAAAUUCACGUCUUUUUAGAAAGAAAAAGGGAAGCAAAUCAAUGGAUUUGGAUGAUUUUAAGGUUGAAAUAUUUUGGGAUUUAUGUGGAGCUAGGUAUUUAAGUGGUCCUGAACCAAUUGAUGGAUAUUAUGUACUAGUCAUAGUUGAUUCACAACUAGGCCUAAUUCUUGGUGACAUGGCUGAAGAAGCUUCAUUAAGGAAGUUGAAAAAUGGAACUCCAAUGGCUAAAUUCUCAUUGGUUUCAAGACAAGAACACUUUUCUGGAAACACCCUUUAUUCAACGAAGGCUCAAUUUUGUGAUAGUGGUAACAUUCAUGAUGUUUUAAUUCGUUGUAACGGUGAAAAUGAAGGUCUAAAGCAUCCUGUUUUGUCAGUUUAUAUUGAUAAGAAGAUGGUGAUUAGAGUUAAAAGGUUGCAAUGGAACUUCAGGGGAAAUCAGAGUAUUUUUUUGGAUGGAUUGCUUGUUGAUCUAAUGUGGGAUGUUCAUGAUUGGUUCUUUAAUCCAGCUUCUGCUAUUGCACUAUUUAUGUUUAGGACAAGAAGUGGAAUGGAUAGUAGAUUGUGGCUAGAUGAUAAAGACAAAUUGCUACUCAAAGAUCAAGAUAAAGUUGAAUUCUCAUUGUUGAUCUAUGCAUCUAAGAGCACAUAAAUGAAAGGUUCUUUUUUUUUUUUUGUGUGUGUGUGUUCAAUUUUUCUUUAUUGGAACCCCAUUUUUUUUAAUGUUUAAUUUCUUCUUUUAAAACUUCAUCCCUCAUGAAAGGAAUUAGAGGAAAAAGUUUGAUCUAGAUAGAAUGGAAAUAACUUGAAGAAAUUUUCUUUCAGAUUUGUCAUUGUAUAUUGAACUUUUGUGGCUCUUGACAUUUUAUUGUACUUGUAGAUUACUAGAUUUGGAAGAUUGUACUUGUGUUUUCUGAGUUACUUGUUCGAUUAAUUUGGAUUCGAGGUAGCUGGAGUAGACAAAAGAGUUGAGAGUCUCCUAACAAUGAUCUUCAUAUUCAUUUAAUUUCAAUUUUUUUCUUUGUCCAAUUAGCCUACAAAGAUUAUUAUUUUUUUCCAAGAAAAAAGGAAGUGCAAUUUUGAGAGCCAUGUUAAGGGAAUCAUACACACAUGUGUUGAGUUUGGUGAGUUUCUUCCCUUGCCAUAAGGCAAUCAAAGUGAGAUUGCCAGUUAGGUUCAAACAGAUUGGAUGUUAUCUUUACUUGGAUCCUUUAAUGAUAACCACAUUCGUGUAGGCCCUUUUACCUCUUCUUUUUAA